GUUGCGUAUGUGGUAUAUGAUCCCCGGGUGCUCCGAGGGCCUUGGGGGGUAUUUAAGUAUUCAUGCUGAGCCCAUUCGUGCGCCCCUAAGGCAGCUGCCACACACAUAUAAUCAAUUUCGAUUAACAUUUAGAGGAUCUCUUUUUUCUAAUAUCAUUUUAAUAUUUACCUAAUAAUUCACCAUGACUUCCAUGCAACAAAUUGACGGCAAAUGUGUUGACCCACGAAAACUCAUCAAGCUACUACGAAACGUCUAUGGCAUUUCUGAGGAAGGGAAAAAUAAUUUUUAUGUUGAGCUCCGCCUCAACAAAUACAAGAUAUAUCGAACAACAGACGGGCCUGAUCUGACGGAGGACGAUAUAAGGGCCUGUCGAACUCGCCAGAGACUUCGACCAUGAAUAUUUAUACGUUAAUGUGCCAAUAGAUGGGAGGUUAUAUGAAUGCUUUAUGUGACAUAUACAUUGCGAUUUGAUUUUUGAUAUUCGGUUAUCCAAGAGCUGGUUCGGAUGAACCAAGAUGGACGAAUUAGAAUGCAUUUUCUUUUUUCUUUUCUGUUUUUUCCCCAUGGAGCUACACGCUUUGUUUUAUGGGGUAAUUCCAAAAGAAAUUCUGUUUUGGUCUGGUAUAUUGGACAGCAGUGCCUGCCCAAAGCAACUAGCUAUAACCUCUCAUUUGCAUGAGAUGCUAACGUGGCCUGGCUUUUAUGGCGGGGUGGG
Molecule: messenger RNA, 715 nt
Organism: Aspergillus wentii DTO 134E9
Lineage: Eukaryota; Fungi; Ascomycota; Eurotiomycetes; Eurotiales; Aspergillaceae
Exons: 3
Coding region: 182-397 (71 amino acids)
Source: RefSeq, a predicted model, not a curated record